Apodemus sylvaticus (European woodmouse) is the source of this 1344-nucleotide messenger RNA. It is a transcript of the gene Ovol1, whose product is annotated as ovo like transcriptional repressor 1. The transcript is spliced from 4 exons. Gene Ontology annotation, cellular component: nucleus. Bases 66 to 869 code for a protein of 267 amino acids. The record is from RefSeq and is a predicted model, not a curated record. Gene Ontology annotation, molecular function: DNA-binding transcription factor activity, RNA polymerase II-specific; RNA polymerase II cis-regulatory region sequence-specific DNA binding. Gene Ontology annotation, biological process: epidermal cell differentiation; regulation of transcription by RNA polymerase II. NCBI's taxonomy places the organism in Eukaryota, Metazoa, Chordata, Mammalia, Rodentia, Muridae.
AGGUGGGACGACAACCCGAACUCGACUUACCGGAGCGAACCGCGCCGGGCCAGGAGGAACUGAAGAUGCCCCGCGCGUUCCUGGUGAAGAAGCCAUGCGUCUCCACGUGCAAGAGGAACUGGAGCGAGCUCCCUGACGAGGAGCGCGGCGAGAUCUACGUGCCAGUCAGCCUCGGCUUCUGCCCACCGCAGCCCUACCGGGAACCAGAGGCAUCAGUGGCCGAGCCCCCUUCGUGCCCCCUGGCUUUGGACAUGAGUCUUCGAGACUCCAGCUAUGGUGUGACUCCAGGGCCCUGCGUGGUGGCCCAGCUACCGCCUGAAGAUGUGAGCCAUCUGACAGAUCCCCAGAGCAGAGACCAGGGCUUCCUCCGGACCAAGAUGAAGGUGACCUUGGGGGACAGUCCAAAUGGAGACCUUUUUACCUGUCACAUCUGCCAGAAGUCCUUCACCUACCAGCGCAUGCUGAAUCGACACAUGAAGUGUCACAAUGAUGUCAAGAGGCACCUCUGCACUUACUGUGGGAAGGGUUUCAAUGACACCUUUGACCUCAAGAGACAUGUCCGAACCCACACUGGUGUGCGGCCCUACAAGUGCAGUCUGUGUGACAAGGCCUUCACCCAGCGCUGCUCUCUGGAGUCUCACCUCAAGAAGAUUCAUGGUGUGCAGCAGAAGUACGCAUACAAGGAGCGCCGGGCCAAGCUCUAUGUGUGUGAGGAGUGUGGCUGCACGUCUGAGAGUCAGGAGGGUCAUGUCCUGCAUCUUAAGGAGCGCCACCCCGACAGCCCACUGCUGCGCAAGACCUCCAAGAAAGUAGCUGUGGCUCUGCAGAACACUGUCACAUCCCUGCUGCAGGGCAGCCCCCAUCUCUGAGCAGCACAGGCCGGGAAGGACCAGGUGCACUCCCUGCUGCCGUUUGCCUUCCUGCAUCCUCUUGCCAGAGCACCAGUAGCCAGGACCAGAGCUCUCCUGCCUCUCUCCACACACUUGCGUAACCGGGCACUGACUUCCGCUCCGUUUGGGAAGUCUGUCUUACAGGCAGAGCCCUCUCUGAGCUUGGGACCAUGGGUGCCUGGGUUCAGGCAGGAGCGAGGCCAAGUGAGCAGAAAGGGCUGCUUAUAGAGGCAGGCCCUGUUUCCUUGCAGCAGGACUUUGCAGACGUGCUGAGAGGGGUGGGCAAUGGAUCCCCGUGGAGAGCAGAAGAUCAGACAGCAAGGAGCAUCCUGGCAGACGGCUGCUGCGGUGGUGCUGGCAACGGCCCUGCACCUGCAGGGCUAACUCUCAGGGUUCCAGGGCUCUCUGCCCUGUCAUCAGAGGCCCGCAUGUGAACAGCCACAUGCAUGUUUGU